Messenger RNA from Eimeria acervulina, 216 nucleotides. RefSeq lists its product as hypothetical. The transcript is spliced from 2 exons. The record is from RefSeq and is a predicted model, not a curated record. Lineage: Eukaryota; Apicomplexa; Conoidasida; Eucoccidiorida; Eimeriidae. Bases 1 to 216 code for a protein of 71 amino acids.
AUGCAGCAGCAGCAGGAACAGGUACAGCAGCAACGCUACCAAGGGCAGCAACAGCACAAACCCAGCAGCAGCAGCAGCAGUAACAGCACAACCCCACCAGCAGUAACAGCAGCAGCAGCAACAGCAGCAGCAGCAGCAGCAGCAGACCCGGCAAGAGAACCAGAUCCUGUGCUGGCGACUGAGCUUCAUUGCUUGUCAUUCAUUGCUGAUUAUUGA